AUGUCGUCGGCUUCAACCUCGUCCGCUCUGUACGCAACCGUCUCGUCCUCUUCGCGAGCAACCGGUGCCGUGCCAAAGAACACCAAGGAAUUGCGCCAUCAUAACAAGAAUGGAAAGGGCUUCAUCAACCCUUGGGACUCUUAUGUCGACAGAACUGCUCCACAAAUUAUCUCGGCUUUGAUCUGGCGAAAGCUCUCGGGCAAGCAGAACACGCCCGAUACGACCCCACCCACCGUCCCAGUUCAGAAACCCGACUUCCUACCCACACGCGAGACCAAGACGUUACGAGCAACAUGGCUAGGACACGCCUGCUACUACGUCGAGUUCCCUAGUGGCUUAAGAGUUCUCUUCGAUCCUGUCUUUGAGCCGAGAUGCAGUCCCUUGAGCUUCAUGGGCCCGAAGAGAUAUACUCCCGCUCCUGUCGACGUGGCCGACAUUCCCAUAAUAGACGCCGUCGUCAUUUCACACAGUCAUUACGAUCAUCUUUCAUACCCUACCAUCCUCAAGAUCAAAGAAAAGCACCCGGAUGCCCACUUCUGGGCUCCGUUGGGAAAUAAGCCAUGGUUCUCGAAAUGCGGCAUCGAGAACAUGACCGAGUUGGACUGGUGGGAGUCGAGGGACUUCACUCUGUCUGCGAAGAAGCAAGAUGCGGAAACCACACACACCGAGACCGGGUCGACUGUGAACGCUGGAGGUGCCGAGGACAUCAAGGCUGUCAUCGGCUGCCUCCCUUGCCAACAUACAAGUGCUCGUACUCCAUUCGACAAGUCACACACCCUAUGGGGCUCAUGGAGCAUUGAGAGCGGCGGCAAGAAGAUCUGGUUUGGAGGAGAUACUGGCUACCGCUCUGUCCCUGACCUUCCCGAAGAGGAGAACGACUACGACGAGAAGCACAACUACCCAACAUGUCCUGCUUUCAAGGAGAUUGGUGAGCUCAGGGGUCCAUUCGAUCUCGGGUUGAUCCCUAUCGGCGCAUACGACCCUCGUUUCAUCAUGUCUCCUAUGCACGCCAAUCCUUUCGACAGUGUUAACAUCUUUAUUGAUACGCAAUGUAAGAAGGCGCUUGGAAUCCACUGGGGCACAUGGGUAUUGACAGAAGAGGAAGUCCUUGAGCCUCCGAAGCUACUCAAAAAGGCAAUGGCCUGGAAAAGCCUUCCCGAGACUGGCGUGUUUGACGUCUGCAAUAUUGGCGAGAGCCGCGAGUAUUGA
Molecule: messenger RNA, 1209 nt
Organism: Aureobasidium pullulans EXF-150
Lineage: Eukaryota; Fungi; Ascomycota; Dothideomycetes; Dothideales; Saccotheciaceae
Product: Zn-dependent hydrolase/oxidoreductase
Exons: 3
Coding region: 1-1209 (402 amino acids)
Biological process (GO): N-acylethanolamine metabolic process; N-acylphosphatidylethanolamine metabolic process
Cellular component (GO): membrane-bounded organelle; cytoplasm
Molecular function (GO): zinc ion binding; N-acylphosphatidylethanolamine-specific phospholipase D activity
Source: RefSeq, a predicted model, not a curated record